Messenger RNA from Acyrthosiphon pisum (pea aphid), 965 nucleotides. RefSeq lists its product as uncharacterized. Lineage: Eukaryota; Metazoa; Arthropoda; Insecta; Hemiptera; Aphididae. Bases 186 to 965 code for a protein of 259 amino acids. The transcript is spliced from 3 exons. Gene Ontology annotation, molecular function: UDP-glycosyltransferase activity. The record is from RefSeq and is a predicted model, not a curated record.
CGUCAAAUAGUAGGUACCCAUAAAGUAAUCAUUCGAUAUUCGCUUCGUUCAUUCUGUACGAAUGGUUUGUAAAAAUAGUUUUCUAAACUAUUCUUUAAACACUUACAAUAUUUAAAUAUCCUAUUUAUAUCAUAUUUAUCCUAUUUAUUGUAUUAUUAUUGCAGUGUCUAUAACUAACAAUAACUAUGAUGAAGAAAUGUAAUACGUUAUUUACAUAUUUAUUUUCAAUUUGUCUAGUAUAUACAUAUGGUGGCUGGAAGAUAUUACCAGUAGAUACAGCAAGAAUAUUGGCCGUAGAAACAUUUGGUGGCAAAAGUCAUUGGAAUUACGUAAGUGCAAUACUUCGUGUUUUGUCAAAUAAUGGCCAUCAUGUCACUGUGUUUACACCAUUUCCUGACGGUGAACGAGACAACUAUAAAGAAGUAGAUACAUCUAAUGAUUUUCAAAUAUUUCAAGAAAUGAAUUUAACCGAUUUAUUGCGUUCAUAUACAUCUCCGAUAUCAAUAGUCGAAUCCACUAGAACUAAUCGUAUGUUUAUAUGUGAUUCAGUUUAUAAAAGUGUUGAAUUAAAUAAAAUAAUGGAAGAAAAAGAAAAUUCAAAUUUCGAUGUACUCAUAAUUGAAACCCUGGGAUACGAUUGCGAAUUGUAUUUGGCUAGUAAGUUAAACUUGCCUUUGAUUUAUUUGGUUUCAACACCAGUAAUAUUCGAAGAACGGUUCAUUUCCGGUGACAUCCCAAAUCCAGCGAUAAUUUCACAUUUAUGUGCUAAUCACGCCAUUCCUAAGAAAUUUGUUCAAAUAUUUAUAAACACUGCGUUAUUGGCAUAUAGUAUGAUCCUUUUCAGCCAGGGAUCGAAACCGUUUCAAAUUUUAACGGUUACGGUUUUAGUUCUUGAGAACGGUUUUCUAAAUUUUCUGGUAACAGUACAAGAGCGGUUUUCCAAUUAUUCUAUGGUUUCGCUAUGA